Messenger RNA from Manis javanica (Malayan pangolin), 4036 nucleotides. NCBI's taxonomy places the organism in Eukaryota, Metazoa, Chordata, Mammalia, Pholidota, Manidae. The record is from RefSeq and is a predicted model, not a curated record.
CUCAUUGUGUCUGCUUCUAGGCCAUGCACAGAUUGUCCAUCUCCUUUUAGAAAGAAAUAAGUCUGGAACUAUCCCAUCUGAUAGCCAAGGAGCAACACCCAUGCACUAUGCAGCCCAGAGUAACUUUGCUGAAACUGUUCAAGUAUUUUUAAAACACCCUUCGGUGAAAGAUGAUUCAGAUCUCGAAGGACGAACAUCCUUUAUGUGGGCCGCUGGGAAAGGCAGUGAUGAUGUCCUUAGGACUAUGCUGAGUUUAAAAGCUGACAUUGAUAUUAACAUGGCAGACAAGUAUGGAGGUACAGCUUUACAUGCUGCCGCCCUUUCUGGCCACGUCAGCACCGUGAAGUUAUUACUGGAAAACAAUGCUCAAGUAGAUGCUACAGAUGUCAUGAAACAUACUCCACUUUUCCGAGCCUGUGAGAUGGGACACAAAGAUGUGAUCCAGACACUUAUUAAAGGUGGAGCAAGGGUAGAUCUAGUUGACCAAGAUGGACAUUCUCUUUUACACUGGGCAGCACUGGGAGGAAAUGCUGACGUUUGCCAGAUACUAAUAGAAAAUAAGAUCAAUCCAAAUGUUCAAGAUUAUGCAGGACGCACCCCUUUGCAGUGUGCUGCAUAUGGGGGAUACAUCAACUGCAUGGCAGUGCUCAUGGAAAAUAAUGCAGACCCUAACAUUCAAGACAAAGAGGGAAGAACAGCUUUGCACUGGUCCUGUAACAAUGGAUAUCUUGAUGCCAUUAAGUUACUACUAGACUUUGCUGCUUUCCCUAAUCAGAUGGAAAACAAUGAGGAGAGGUACACUCCCCUUGAUUAUGCUCUGCUUGGUGAGCGCCAUGAAGUGAUCCAGUUCAUGUUGGAGCGUGGAGCCCUGUCCAUCGCAGCUAUUCAAGACAUUGCUGCCUUCAAAAUCCAAGCUGUCUACAAAGGAUAUAAGGUCAGAAAAGCUUUUCGAGACCGGAAGAAUCUCCUCAUGAAGCAUGAACAGUUGAGAAAAGAUGCUGCUGCCAAGAAGCGAGAGGAAGAAAACAAGCGAAGAGAAGCAGAGCAGCAGAAGGGACGGCUGAGCCCAGAUUCCUCCAGACCCCAAGCCCCUCCCUGUCUGCCCAGCACCCAGGCCGAGCCCCCCAGGCAGGGCAGGACCCCCAGCAAACAGCCUCCCACCAGCGACAUGGCCCAGGGCCCUGAGCACAGGGCCUGCAGAGGGUCUCCAGGCAGAGAGUCUCCAAGCAGAGCUCCCCAGAAGGAGCAGCAUCUUUCCCCAGACUUGCAGGGAACAGACCCCAGAAAGCCAAAUGAAACAUCAAGGGAACAGUGUAAAGGCCAAUCUGCCUGUGUCCACGUCAGCCCCAGUGAAGGCAGUGAUGGAAACAGGCAUCCAGGAGUCUCCUCUGUUGAGAAGUCCAGAGGUGAGGCGGUUGGAGAACAGCGGUGUGACAAGGGGAAAGGCUUCUUGAAGCAGCCCUCUUGUGUCAGGGCAGCUGGGCCUGAUGAGAAAGGAGAGGACCCUAGUUGGGCAGCUGCAAGCCUUCCACAGCAAGAUGGCCACUGGAAGACCAGCAGGCGGCACAACACAGCACCCAAAGCCAAAUGUGCCUCCCAGAAAAGGCGUAUUCAAGAGCUCAGAGGAGGAAGGUGCUCCCCAGCUGGCUCUAGUCGGCCUGGCAGUGCCAAGGGGGAGGUGGUCCAUGAUGGGCAGAAUCCUCUCCACCACCAGACACCAAGAAACAAAGUGACACAGGACAAGCUCGAAGGAAGGAUCUAUUCACAUUUGCCACAGACCACAGAGGUGUUGAGGUCAGGAGUCAGGAAGCUGGGGACAUCUGCCCUCUCUGAGGACGCUCAGAUAUCCAAAGAGACUGAUGCAGCACCUGGUCCCCGCUCUGGGCAGAGUGUGAAUAUUGACCUUCUCCCUGUAGAGCUGCGGCUGCAGAUAAUCCAGAAGGAAAGAAGCAGGAAAGAGCUGUUUCGCAAAAAGAACAAAGCAGCAGCCAUCAUCCAGUGGGCCUGGAGAAGCUAUCAGCUUAGGAAGCAUCUGUCCUGCCUUCUGUCUAUGAAGCAGCAUGGAGCCAGAGAUGUAGACAAAUGGAAUCAAGAGUGCAUGGCAUUGCUCCUCCAGGUGUGGAAGAAGGACCUGGAACUAAAACUCCCAAAGACAAUCACAGUAAGCUGGACCCCCAAGACUCCUUCCAAGGUCAACUCAAGCACAAAGUCCACCAGGCACUUGGUACUCAAGCAAAUCUACGGUUGUUCUCAGGAAGGGAAAGUACUUCAUCCUACAAGAUCAUCAAAAGCCCAUUCUGUGCUGCAUCUCAAUUCAGUGAGCAAUUUGCAGUGUAUGCACCUCCUUGAGAACAAUGGAAGAUCAAAGAAUUUUUCUUAUAACCUGCAGUCAUCCACUCAACCAAAAAAACAAAACAAAGCUUCAAGUGCCUAUGGAGGAAAACUGUGUCCAGGGAAGCUGUAAUAGAUAGUACAGAGUUCUAAUUCUCUGCUGAUUAUCUUUUAGACUUUGGGAAAAUGUUAAUAUUCAUGCUUUAAGCCCUAUUAGAGUGAAAAUGUAACAACUGAAAGAAAAGUCAGAACGUGUUCUGUCUGAUCUUACACAGCACUGUUUUGUAAAUUAUGUUAGUCUGUGCUGAAAGGACUGGGACAGACUGUGCCUGUGCAGAACUGCAGUUUGCCUCCACUUUGGUCAGUAUGGCUAGAAAGAAUUUAUAAUUAACAGUACAGUCUAAGUGAAUGUAAGAAUAUGAGUGCCAAAGGGGCUGCUAGUUUGGGAUCUCUGCCAGCCAGCUGGUGCAGGCCUGGUUUUUUUGCUCCAGUGAAGAACCUAAGUAAGAUAGGAGGGGACUGGGUUACAGUAGCCACCUUCUUCCUUUCACUACUUUUUAUGAAAUCUAAUGCAACAGACUUGACUACAGUGACUACACUGCUGUUAUUCCAACAUUAUCAGUUUUAAAUUUUAGACCAGAAUCAUGACUCAGCAUUUGCUGUUAGAAACUGUCUUAAGAUCGUAAUAGGUCUGUAACAGCUUCCAUGUUAGCCUCGGAAUGUAGGCUAGGCAGAUUUACAAACCAGACCGUUUGUGCACAAGGUACCAAUUCUGGCUUUAACAUUCCACUUGUAUUUUCUGCCUGACCUGCAGAGGUGAACAAUCUUGUCAAAAUGCCAUUCCUACUGGCAGGGAAAACUGUGCUAACUGUUUACAUUCCAGCCCUUUAAUACCUGGUUUAAAUAAAAUCCAGUGAUUGCGGGCUUUUUCACAUUUUUAAGGGCAAGGCUACUACAGGAAUAUAGACAGGAAGCACAAACAGUAACAUGUUAGGCUCACAAAUACUUCUAGGAUUGCUUCCAUUUUCUUAAGAUUAUCAUUACCACUGUCCUGCCAAGAGGUAAACAAUAAAGUGUUAAUUAUCAUUCUUUUUAGCUUGCUGUUACUUUAUAAUUAUGAACAUAAUGAAUAUAUGUCAUAUAUGUCACUAUACAUAGCUGGUAACUUUUAAAGAACUCUAAUGGAUCUAAUGGAUCUUUAGUAGACAAUCAUUUUGAAAGUAAAGUUAUUUAUAUCAGUCAAGCACCAUUUAGAUAUGGGAAAACCCAAAAGAACUAUAUAGCACCAUUUUGAAAUCUGCCCCUGCAUGGGCUAGAACACCUCUGUGACAGACCUCCAUAGUGAGAAGCUGAAUGUUAUGAUGGGUAAGCAUAACCAUUCCCAAAUAAAAAACUGGUGUCUGUUGCCAUCUGAAUGAACUGGAGUUGAGAACACAAAGAUGCCACUCAUUUCUUGGUAAAUAAUAGAAAGUAUCAUAUUAUCACUCUACUUUGUAAAUAUUUAGUUCCUCUGAAAUGCAAAAUAAACCAACACCUCUAACCUUAUAUCAUGUGCUAGUCCAGGAAACCAGCAUGCAUUAUUUUCCUACCUUAGUGCAACGAAGGUUCAUGAACAACUUCUUUAAAAGUUUACCUUUAAUGACAAACAUUUAUUACAUCAGUCUCUCUUCAAAAUUAGAUAGCUGUGAAUAAACAAUUUAAAACA